AUGUCAGACUCCACCACCACGGAACAGCAACCGGCAGCAUCGCCGUUUACCCCGACAUUCGCCGCCGCGGCCUGCCACCUGUAUCCCCGCCGCGAGCCAUUCGAUCAUGGACUUCUCCCCAUCCCCAAACUCAUCUUCACUGAUGGCGCGCAGACUCUGUCUCAGCUCAAAUCCUCCCUCCUCUUAUCCAGUUCAGCGGAGCGAGUCGACAUGGACACACUGGCCCAAGCCCUCCAAAUCCCCGUCGAACACGUGCGGCUUCUGAUAGAGACGAUUUCAUCCGUUUUGCGCGACGAGUUCGAUCCACUUGUGAAAGCUGCUAAAUCGACGGAUGGGGUCGAUAAAAUUGGUGUACAUAUUUAUGAUUUGCUUAUGUUUCUGUACAUACAGAGUUAUAAGAGGUUGCUGCCUAAAGGGCAUAGGGAUUCUGCAGCCGUGGCUGAUGUUUGGCCAUCUACGUUGGCUUUCGAUGGCUCCCUGUAUGAGCCUGAUCGGCCUUCACGCCUUUUGGGCUCACAGGCUGAGCUCUAUCUGGGAGCUGAAAGUUUCUCUUCUUGUCAGGUUUUAUCCUUGGAUAAAUUUGAGCAUCUCGGAUUUCUGCUUUAUUUUGGAGAAAAGGGAUCCAUUAGAAUCCCUUUUGAGCCAGAGUACUCAACUUUUCGCAAAUUCGGACCCAGUUCAGACAUGCCUGCUGCUCCUGUUCCUGCAUCACAAGUUCUUGACUGGCUUCUCCAAAUUAUAGCAUCUACCCUGGAAUUUAUUGCUGAUAGGGUUUCACCAAAAGAUAAUAUACCAAGUAGUUCUUCUGAUGAAGAUGUUCAGAGGUCUGAUGCUGGCACAAGUCCAUCGAAACCCUCAAGCAGUUCCAGAGGUCCAAGUUUCAUUGAUGGAUUCUCUAAAUCGUCGUGUGUGAAACAAGCAUCUGAUCUUAAAGUACAUCUGCAAAGGUCGUAAAUUGCCACGAAUCUGUAAUUUACAUUUUGGCGCCACUGAAAUAUGCAAGUCUAUGGAUGCUCUGAUGCAACCAUUGUCAUUGGUGCUGUUGGCAAGGCCAUUAGGGUUGAGCGUUGUGAACGUGUUCAUCUAAUUACUGCAGUAAGACGUAUCUGCAUUGCUAGCUGUCGUGAAUGUGUCUUCUUCCUAGGGGUCAACCAACGACACCUUAUUGUUGGCGAUAAUCAUAAAUUGCAGGUUAGUCAGUGGUUAGUCCAUAUUAAUACUACCUUAUGCUUCAAUAUGAUUGAUAGUUUGUUAUGAUAUAAUUUUUCUGGUCAUGAAACUUUUUAUCAAAUUUAUGCAUGCUCUCAAAUUAUGUGUGGGAGAUACCUUAGUCCAUACGGAAUGACAAGGUUCUAGGCCGGCCAUUGGCAUCCAAUUUUUGACCGAUUCCAUUUUUCUAGGCCUAAAAAAUUGGUUAUUCAAAUACUCAAUGGUAGAUCUAUAGAUACGUAACGCGAUAGCCCUGUGGGCAUGUAAAUUUAAUAGAUACUUCAAAUCUAGAAAAUUUAACACUCUCAAACUUAUUAAGUCUCAGGGGAUCAAAUAACAAAUACAGAGUCCUUGUUCCCACUAAAAGUAGCAGAAAAGGGAAACAAGGGCAUCACAUAAAAUGUCUGACAUGCGAUUUAACUUAUCGAAUUUGCAAGCUUUUUAGAGUGACCAGUGCAUAUGGUGAUCUGGGGAAUCAAACCCCCUCGACUGCUCCAUCUCAUCAUGGUAACGCUCGCUGCUCGACUGAGCCAAUCCGAGCCCACCACUAAACUGACUGUUAGAACUCUGAGAAAAUGCAGCUAAGCCCAUAUCCGAACUCAUCUCUUGCACGGGGCCACUGCCUUGAUUGCCCUUGAAACUCCACGGCCCGCUUGGAAAUUGACCAAUAGCGGACCCGAUAAAAUCGUUUGUGCCGAAGCCCGAGGCUUGUGGUUGGGCCCUCGGGCUCCAAGAUGUGUUUGACAGAAGAGAGAGAGCACCAGGGUUGGAAUUCGAAACCCCAUUGAAACAUCCCUCUGGAGGUAUUUCGGGCCGUGGGUUCGGGCUCUGGAGGAGAUUAGGGCGCGUGUUACUCGGCCACGAAAGAUCAUAUUUCUGUGGGAUGGCUGAUUGAUUUCCUAGGACUCGUUCAGAGCUUAUGUUCGGCCACGAGUCUCUUCCACUCAUGUUUGAUGGGUAGCUGCUAAAGUCCAUCACGAAUCCUCCAGUGUGCCUAUGGUUAUCAUAUGUGGAAAGUGAGCCAUAACGUGGAGACAUGAGAGGUCCCGAAGGCGGCUUUCUCCUUCGUUCGUUAUGCCCUGCGAGCCGCCUCCGGCAACUCCGUUUUCCUUGGUCGAAUUCCGGCAGCUGAUGAAACCUACACAAGAGGAUAUAACCGAAUUCCAAUUGUUACCCAAAAACUAUAGAAGCUUAUAUAACGGAAUUAGGCUACGUUCGAUGGAAUUAGGCUACGUUCGAUAAAACUAGCUGAUAGCUGAUAAGUUAUAGACGAUGGAAUUAGGCUACGUUCGAUAAAACUAGCUGAUAGCUGAUAAGUUAUAGACGAUAAUUUGUCGAC
Messenger RNA from Striga asiatica, 2548 nucleotides. The record is from the annotation of a GenBank genome assembly. NCBI's taxonomy places the organism in Eukaryota, Viridiplantae, Streptophyta, Magnoliopsida, Lamiales, Orobanchaceae.